Leptosomus discolor (cuckoo roller) is the source of this 473-nucleotide messenger RNA. It is a transcript of the gene SMIM13, whose product is annotated as small integral membrane protein 13. The record is from RefSeq and is a predicted model, not a curated record. NCBI's taxonomy places the organism in Eukaryota, Metazoa, Chordata, Aves, Leptosomiformes, Leptosomidae.
AUGUGGCAGAGCAUCGGGCUGACCUUGCUGGUGAUUGUGGCCACCCUGGCCUGCGUGCUGCUCUUCAUGCUGUGCGGCUGGUACGUGGUCUGGCAAUUGUUUUUGUCUAAAUUCAAAUUCCUGAGAGAAUUGAUAGGUGAUACGGGGUCCCAACAGGGAGACAACGAGCCUUCAGAGACUGAAGCUGAGCAGGAGACUCCACCCUCGCCUCAGAGAGGUAGACAGAAAUCCGCUCGGCAGCGAAGGGCACCUACAGAAGACACAACUUAAAGUGCUCCGUUGAAUUACUGACUAGCUAUGAAUGGUUAAGCACCUCUGCACUGUGGUGUUCAGUGGUUUGAUUUUGCUGAAAAACUGACUUAAGAGGUAAUAUUAACACCUGUGGACCUUUACUUCUGAACUACCAUUGUAUGCUACUUCGGUAGAGGUUCAGGGAAGGCUUCAGCAGUGAGUCAGAUACUGGAAGAAAGGAG